GAAGGAGCCUCGCCAGCCCCGCGGGGUCGCCUCCCGCACGGGGCCGGGGCCGGGGCGGGGCGGAGCGGGAGCGGGAGCGGGAGCGGGAGCCGGAGCGGGAGCCGGAGCCGGAGCCGGAGCCGGAGCGGGAGCCGGAGCGGAGCGGGAGCCCGAGUCUCGGCGCUGCCCCGCGGGUGGAGGCGCCCGCUCGCCGGCGGUCCGCGGCGCAGAGGCGGGACGUGCGGCGCCCCCUCCCGUCCCCUCCCGUCCCCUCCCCUCCCCUCCCCUCCCCUCCCCUCCCCGCUCUCCCCCUCCCCUCCCCCCCCUCCCGGCGGGCGCGGGCGCGGGCGCGGGCGCGGGCGCGGGCAGCAUGGGCCGGCGCGGGGCGCUGCUCUGCCUCCUCCCGCUGCUGCGCGCCGCCGAGCGCCCCGAGGGCCGGGCCGACGAGCCGGGCCUGGAGGCGGCCCUGGCGGGGCCCAACGCCUCGCACUUCUUCUGGAGCAACUACAGCUUCUCCGACUGGCAGAACUUCGUGGGCCGGAGGCGCUACGGCGCCGAGUCGCAGAACCCCACGGUGAAAGCCCUGCUCGUCGUGGCUUACUCCUUCAUCAUCGUCUUCUCGCUCUUCGGCAACGUCCUGGUCUGUCAUGUCAUCUUCAAGAACCAGCGGAUGCGCUCGGCCACCAGCCUCUUCAUCGUCAACCUGGCGGUGGCCGACAUCCUCAUCACGCUCCUCAACACGCCCUUCACCCUGGUCCGCUUUGUGAACAGCACGUGGGUAUUUGGGAAAGGCAUGUGCCACGUCAGCCGCUUUGCCCAGUACUGCUCCCUGCACGUCUCAGCACUGACGUUGACGGCCAUUGCUGUUGACCGCCACCAGGUCAUCAUGCACCCAUUAAAACCCCGGAUCUCGAUCACAAAAGGUGUCAUCUACAUCACGGUCAUCUGGACCAUGGCUACGUUCUUUUCACUUCCCCACGCCAUCUGCCAGAAAUUGUUUACCUUCAAGUACAGUGAGGACAUUGUCCGCUCACUAUGCCUGCCAGACUUCCCUGAGCCAGCUGACCUCUUCUGGAAGUACCUGGACUUGGCCACCUUCAUCCUGCUUUACAUCUUACCCCUCCUCAUCAUCUCUGUGGCCUAUGCCCGAGUGGCCAAGAAGCUGUGGUUGUGCAACACGAUUGGCGACGUGACCACUGAGCAGUACCUGGCUCUACGGCGUAAGAAGAAGAAGACCAUCAAGAUGCUGAUGCUGGUGGUGGUCCUCUUUGCCCUCUGCUGGUUUCCCCUCAACUGCUAUGUCCUCCUCCUGUCCAGCAAGGUCAUCCACACCAACAAUGCCCUCUACUUCGCCUUCCACUGGUUUGCCAUGAGCAGCACUUGCUACAACCCUUUCAUCUACUGCUGGCUCAACGAGAAUUUCAGGAUUGAGCUGAAGGCAUUACUGAGCAUGUGCCAAAGACUCCCAAAGCCCCAGGAAGAAAGGCCCCCCUCUCCAGUGCCUUCCUUCAGGGUGGCUUGGACAGAGAAGAGCAAUGGGCGGAGGGUUCCCCCAGCCAACAACCUCCUGCUUUCCUCCCAUCUCCACUCUGGGAAGACAGACCUGUCUUCUGUGGAGCCCAUUGUAGCCAUGAGUUAGGUGGGAGUGGGGGUGGGAAGAGGCAGGAGGAGAGCUCUGUCUCCAGGACCUGAGGACAGAGCCUGCAAGAAAGCCUGUUCUCUGACACAUGACCUUUACAGGGCUGAAAACAAGGUCCUGCAGAAGCCACAGGACCCUUGAUUUCCUAGGAAACGCUAUCUAGCUUUCUACCCCAUUUGAUGUGAAAACUACAAGACAGCUACCAAUUAGACACGUGUUUAUGAAUUC
Canis lupus familiaris (dog) is the source of this 1846-nucleotide messenger RNA. It is a transcript of the gene GPR83, whose product is annotated as G protein-coupled receptor 83. Gene Ontology annotation, biological process: neuropeptide signaling pathway. NCBI's taxonomy places the organism in Eukaryota, Metazoa, Chordata, Mammalia, Carnivora, Canidae. The record is from RefSeq and is marked provisional. Gene Ontology annotation, cellular component: membrane. Gene Ontology annotation, molecular function: neuropeptide Y receptor activity.